AGAGAAUGUCAGCGCGCUUCGAAAAGAGAGCGAGCAGAAGUAUAGUGGAGCAGCGUUUGGAAGAAUCAGGGAACUGCUACAUUCCUUCUAGGCAAAGCACUAAUGGAAGUCUAGUGUCUGGCGGUUGAGUGAGUGUGCUGCAGCGCGGGAUCGUGACCGUUCAUUCGCAAAACUUCGAUGCCAACAGGAUUACUUGCAUCCAGUAGUAUAAGAGGCAGAAGACUUGGAAAACUCAGGGCAGAUAAGAUGGCGUGGUCUUAAUCAUUUUGUGGAAGACACCCGGAGUGCUUCCACUGACCAGAAUCCCACUUGUACCCAGGUGGAACUACUGCAGAUCAAAGAAGCUUGCAACACAGACAUACACUUUUCCAACAUGAAUCGUGCUUUUAGCUGGAAAAAAGAUAAAACGUGGAUGCAUACUCCCGAAGCUUUGGCAAAACUCUAUAUAUCCUACAAUGCAAAGUUUCUUGGAAAUACAGAAGUUGACCAACCAAAAGGUACAGAAAUCGUGAGGGAUGCUGUUCGAAAAUUAAAGUUUGCAAGACAUAUAAAGAAAUCUGAAGGACAGAAAACGCCUAAAGUGGAAUUACAAAUCUCGAUCUAUGGGGUGAAAAUUCUAGAUCCCAAAACAAAAGAAGUGCAGCACAAUUGCCAGUUGCAUCGGAUAUCAUUCUGUGCAGAUGAUAAGACGGACAAGAGAAUAUUCACAUUUAUUUGCAAAGAUGCAGAAUCUAAUAAACAUCUGUGUUUUGUAUUCGACAGUGAAAAAUGUGCUGAAGAGAUUACUCUAACGAUUGGCCAAGCAUUUGACUUGGCUUACAAGAAGUUUCUAGAAUCUGGAGGAAAAGAUGUGGAAACAAGAAAACAAAUAGGAAGCCUUCAGAAAAGAAUUCAAGAAUUGGAAACUGAAAAUACAGAACUAAAAAAGCAAGUGCAAGUUAUGCAGGAACAGUUAAUGCUCACUAAAGUAUGCCCGUUGCUGCAUAUAAAUUCUGCUAACCAACAACACGUGCUUGAAAGACCUUCGUCUCUCUUCUGGUGUCAUAAUAUGAUGUCCGCUUCUUAUUUAGAAAUCUCUUCCAUUACACUUACUCCAAUGAGCUCUCCUGAAUCCAACUUAUCCACUGGGCUACUAACUCCACCUCCCUCUAAAAGCACUCUACCAAAAGCUGUCAGUGGAUACAGUAUUCCAAGGCCUCGUGCAGGCAGCGUGACAGUUAAAUCUCCACCUACAGACAUCUUUGACAUGGUUCCAUUCUCACCAGCCUCACCUGUAUCACCAGUACCAGCGAGUAAUGGUAUGCAGCCACCUGCUCUCCCUAGAAGAUCUAAUGAAACUGAAAAAGAUCUUUUUGGCGCUGAACCGUUUGACCCCUUUAUCUGUGGGGAAGCAGACUUUCCACCAGACAUCCAGUCCAAGCUGGAUGAAAUGCAGGAGGGGUUCAAAAUGGGACUAACACUAGAAGGCACUGUGCUUUUUCUUGACCCCCUAGACAGUCGCUGCUGAUGCCAAGUUGACAUUUUGUUGUAUUCAUGUUUUAUGUUUUGAAAGUGCACAUUUUGAUUGAGAGUUUAGAUGCAAGGUUUUGCAUCUUUAAAUUAAAAGUCUGUGUCAAACACUACACCUUCAAAUGUGUACAGUAACAGUGUCUCACAAAAUGUUUUUUUUUUUUUUGUAAGCACUACAUUCAAGGAUUGAGCAAGCUGUACAUGCUCACAGUAAAGGUCACCUGUGUAAUUAAUUUAAUAGGGAGGAUACGCUGGUUUCUUACUCAGACUUUGUACAGUCAUUGUUCCACCAUAAACAGGACAAGUCUGACCAAACUGCGAGCUUUAAUUAUGUACAGUACAUGUCUUAUGAUAACAAAAGGAACUUGGCAGUAACAGUUUAGUUUACUUGUCGUACUAUCUUUCCGUUGCCAUAUGUUCAGCUCGCUUCUAAUCAUCAUUACUUUUAAAGGUUCUGGGCCAUAUUUACAAAACUUUAAGGAUAAAUAUUUACAAAACUUUUGUGAAAAAGGCCCAGUGUUGCUAUAAGGAUUUUGGUAGGUUUGACUGUAUGUUGUCAGGGUGCGUUUUAUUACUGAAGGUUUUCCACAUUAAUGUUUUGAUGAACUGUAAAUGUCUGUUGCCUUCUAUGUUUCAUAUUACACUUGGUCUGAGUACCGUCUUACACCAGAAAGCACUUUUUAAAUAUCUUAUGCAUACAAAAAAGUGAGCUCAUCCUUUUGUAGAAUAUUUUGUCAAAGUCACUAUAAGAAACCUUAACUGUCAUCACUCCAUAGUAUAGUUUUUGGUAUUUUUUAUUUUCAAAUAAUAGCAUUCUUCGAACUUGUCAACUGCCCAGUAUCCAAAAAGAAUGAAAAAUAUAUACUUUUAUUUCAUAAUUUAGAAAAACACAGUUGUCACUGCAGCCCAUAGUGGUACCCUAAAGAAAACCAGACCAGGUUUUAUAUGACUAUACACUCGGUCUUUGGCCUUGCAGAACUGCAAUUCAGUUUAAUAUUUGUGCAUUUACAGUAAAGACUGGGUGUUAAUGUUUGGUGCACUAAUUUGUAUUUCUUUAAUACCACCACUGUUAACUUAGCAUUAUUUUAUGAAUUAUGACUGGAUUGAGGUAAUCUGAAUGUUUCUGUCUAAAGUAAUGAUAAUUUCUGCCUAUAAAAGCAAAAUUGAUAGAUUAUGGCAGUAUCAGACCAUUAAGUACAGAACCAUAUGUUAAUGGAAAAGAGGAACUGAAUAGUUCACCUGUAUAAAACUACACUAAUCUGGACCUUAAACCCAGAUUCAAAUACAAGGUUUGUGCUGACCGCGGUCAAGUUCUUAAAAAUCCCAAAUAGUAUGUGACCUGUAAUAUUGCCACUACAAAGCUUAGUUAAAUACUCAAUAGAAACUGCAGGCAAUUUCAACAUUUUAGCAGCUGUAAUUGAAUGUACCUUAUGUUAACAGUAUGCAUUUUUAACACUGAAUUGGCACACAUCCUGGCUUUAUUCACAUCACAAAAAUUAAUUGGCAAAACUAUUAGUUGGCCAGGCCAGAAAUGCUUAAAUAGAUUUACUAAAACCCAGUUAAAUAACAAUUGUUAAAGUAAUCCAAACAUGAAGUUUCUUGAUUGAAAAACAAAUAUUAACUUUUCUUCAGUUUUUACCAUUAUAAUUCUGUUCAACAUCUGAACAUACAGUACAAAGUGUCAAUUUGUCUUAAAGGGUUUGUGCACUUGUAGUCAAAUGCGUGUAUGCUUUUGUAGUAUUAAUGUUUUUAAAUGUAUAUAUAAGUUCAGUAUUACAGACUUCCGUUAUUGUAUUUUACAAAACAAGCUUACUUUAAUAUAAUUUACAAAUGAUCACAGUUUAUAUAGAACUGUGGAUGUAGUUUAAAAAAUCAGUUAUCCACAAUUUAUUUUAUCUUUUAUAUACUAAAGCUAUUUUAGUGGCCAAAAAAAGUUGAUUUUUUAAAAAGAAGCUUUGUAUUUUUAACUGUAUUUUGCAAAUUCAUUCAAAUUGAAAGGAACAGUUUUAUCACAAAUGAACUCACCAGUGUGCUGAAAUUAAGUAUGGUUAACUGCACAGUUUUCUUAAAACAUUAAUCUUUACCAAUUAUUUUUAUAAGUCAAUGGAUUUGUGAAUGUUAAUGAUAUUGAUAUGAACAGAACACACACUAUGAAAAGUUGAUGUCAGUGCAUGUGAGCUCCAGAGUGGCAAGCACACAGUUCAAUAUAUUCCUUUGUAAUAAUCUGAAGUGUAUGGAUUACAUUUUGCCUAUAUUAAAUCACUUUGUGAAAAAAAUGCAAUGGC
Molecule: messenger RNA, 3794 nt
Organism: Acipenser ruthenus (sterlet)
Lineage: Eukaryota; Metazoa; Chordata; Actinopteri; Acipenseriformes; Acipenseridae
Product: PTB domain-containing engulfment adapter protein 1
Exons: 15
Coding region: 374-1507 (377 amino acids)
Source: RefSeq, a predicted model, not a curated record